GAGGCAGAGGUUGCAGUGAGCCGAGAUUGUGCCACCGCACUCCAGCCUGCAUGACAGAGCAAGACUCCAUCUCAAAAAAAAAAAAAAAAAGAAUCGUACGUAGUCGCAGUGCCUGAUGUGGUGUUUUGAUGCCUGUUGGCGUGGAACCUGGCUUGUAUUUAUCCUGUGGGAUGCAACGGCAGAUCCUUAACAUUUAAAACACACCUGCACGCUGUGCACAUGUUCCCUAGAACUUAAAGUAUAAUAAAUAAAUACAUAAUAAAAACAUAAACACAUACAAAUCAACGGGCACUUAGUAAAUUAGUAAAUACUCACUAGCCAUUUCGUCAAUGGGUUAACUUGUCAUUUAAUCUGAUUUCCCUAAAGCAAUUUCAACCUACUCUUUCUCCAGGUCGUUUUAAACUCUCAGAGUGAACGUCUUGAUAGGACCGACAAGACGCAUGACAUGUACUUAGAAAGCUUAUCUUAGAGCCACACUGAGAUUGGAACCUACAAAAUAUGCCAGGUGAGAGAGCCUUCUCCAGCUUUGAACAUGUAAGAGGAACAUGUAAGAGAAUUUUUCUAUGAAGCAUGUUGUCUCAUAAUUCAAAAAUUAACACAAAAAAUAGAUUAUCGAGAUAACAAUUAGCUCAACAAUAAUAAAUCUAGAGGUGCUACAUGGAGAAAUGAAGGGCUGAUUUCGUAAUUCUUUUGUGAAGUUCUGGGAAGCCAGGAAUGGGAAUGAGGGCGUAGUUGGUGGCUCCGGGGAGGGCGACGGCGACGCAGUACUGAGUCAGGGGGCUGUUCCACAGGUCCCAGGGGAGCCCUGCAUGGUCCAGGCCAUGAGGAGCUGACCACCAACUCCCCCCUUUUCAUGCGUCUCCUGGUGUUGUUGCCCCUACUUCUGACCUGCCAGGAAGGCUGUCUUCCCAGGAGGUCACUUGUGGCAGGAGGCGGGGGAGUGAGGGACAUCCUCCUCACCAGAUGGGCACAGAGCCACAGACACCACGGACCUGGUUUCCAGAGGUGAAGGUCCCAAGGCGGUGUGAGACCUGGAGCCGGGGGUGUGGGACUGAGGGACACUGAGGCCCUGCCUGAGACCACACGGGCGAGACAGUGUGUGGGCAGGGGAGCCGUCGGAAGUCGGGGAGGGGCCAGACCAGAGCGGCUCUGUGCAGGCUGAAGCUGGAGCAGCCCCUCUGGCCACCGGGGUCUUGCCUGCGUCUCCCCUUGUGUUUUGGAUUCUGGCUCUGCCUCCCAGGGCAUGUGAUUGUCAUGAAAGAGACGGGCUGUGUCGGGGCGGAAACUGCCUCUGAGCUCAGGACUCGCACAGCAAGGCUGGGGCGCUGGUUUGAUGGGAAAAGAGCCCUCUGGGUGAAGAACGGGAGGAAGGUGAGCAAGGGGCACGACACUCACACCCGGAGAAACCCAACAAGCGCAGCGAGGCUGUGGGGAGACCGGAGCCCUGCACACUGCCGGCGAAGGUGGGCCAGCGUGGCCACCGUGGAGAACAGUGCGAAGACGCCCCAGAAGAUGAGACGGAACUGCCAUGAGAUCCAGCAAUGCCAACUGUGGGUCUGACCCAGGAGAACGGAAAGCAGGGAUGUGAACAGACCUCCUCGUGUUCUUAACACCGUUAUUCUCAGCAGCCCAGCUAAGGCUCAGAGGCAGCCGAGCGUCUGUCAGUGGAGUCGUGGAUGAGCAGAACACAGCACACGCCACAUUUGGAGGACUGUUCACAAUGGAAGGCACAAUGGAAUAUAUAUAUAUAUAUAUAUAUAUAUAAUUUUUUGGUUUUUUUGGUGAAACCCUGGAGGACACACUGAAUACAAUGGAACACCGUCCUGCCUUUGCAAGGAAGGGAAAUCCUGGCACACGCUGCCACAGGAGGGAGUUUGAGGACAUCGUGGCGAGUGGAGACACGGAACGACACACGCUGAGGACACGCACAGAUGCCCACCCAGGUGGGGAGGUGACAGGGGAGCCCAGCGCACAGAGACAAAGUGGAAUGGAGGCCUGGGGGCUGGGAGCAAAUGCGGAGUGAGUGCUUCCUGGGACAGAGUCUCUGGGAAGAGGAGAAGGUUCUGCCGACGGAUGUUGGCGAUGGUGGCAGAAGAAUGUGAAUGUGCCCAGUGCUGCUGAAAAACGGUUACAAUGGAAACGCCACCCCAGUGACCACCACUACCCCGUGGGCCUCCCUGGGCCUCCCCGCCAAGACCUGCAACAACGUGUCCUUCGAGGAAAGCAGGAUAGUCCUGGUCGUGGUGUACAGCGCAGUGUGCACGCUGGGGGUGCCAGCAAACUGCCUGACUGCGUGGCUGACGCUGCUGCAGGUGCUGCAGGGCAACGUGCUGGCCGUCUACCUGCUCUGUCUGGCGCUCUGCGAGCUGCUCUACACCAGCACGCUGCCGCUCUGGGUCAUCUAUAUCCGCAACCAGCACCGCUGGACCCUGGGCCUGCUGGCCUGCAAGGUGACCGCCUACAUCUUCUUCUGCAACAUCUAUGUCAGCAUCCUCUUCCUGUGCUGCAUCUCCUGCGACCGCUUCGUGGCCGUGGUGUAUGCGCUGGAGAGUCGGGGCCACCGCCGCCAGAGGACCGCCAUCCUCAUCUCCGCCUGCAUCUUUAUCCUCGUCGGGAUCGUUCACUACCCAGUGUUCGAGAUGGAAGACAAGGAAACCUGCUUCGACAUGCUGCAGAUGGACAGCACGAUUGCCGGGUACUACUAUGCCAGGUUCACUGUUGGCUUUGCCAUCCCUCUUUCCAUCAUCGCCUUCACCAACCACCGGAUUUUCAGGAGCAUCAAGCAGAGCAUGGGCUUAAGCGCCGCCCAGAAGGCCAAAGUGAAGCACUCGGCCAUCGCGGUGGUUGUCAUCUUCCUGGUCUGCUUCGCCCCAUACCACCUGGUUCUCCUCGUCAAAGCCGCUGCCUUUUCCUACUACAGAGGAGACAGGAACGCUGUGUGCGGCUUGGAGGAAAGGCUGUACACAGCCUCUGUGGUGUUUCUGUGCCUGUCCACGGUGAACAGCGUGGCUGACCCCAUUAUCUACGUGCUGGCCACGGACCAUUCCCGCCAAGAAGUGUCCAGAAUCCAUAAGGGGUGGAAACACUGGUCCAUGAGGACAGACAUCACCAGGCUCACCCACACCAGGGACAUCGAGGAGCUGCAGUUGCCCAUGGCCCUUGCAGACAACUAUACCUUCUCCAGGCCUGUGCACCCACCAGGGUCACCAAGCCCCACAAAGAAGCUGAUUGAGGAGUCCUGCUGAGCCCACUGUGUGGCAGCAGGGGGUGGCAGGCUGGGGGUCCUGGGCCAGCAAGGUGGCUCGUGUCCACUAAGCCCACAGUGCCCAUGUCCCCUCUGGAAGACCAACUACCAAUUUCUUGUUCCUGAAGCCACUCCCUCCAUGACCUCUGGCCCCAGGCUUUCCCACAUGGAAGGUGGCUGCAUACCAAGGGGAGGAGCGAUACCUCCGGGCUGCCGGGAACCCAGAUUGCGUGUGGCAGGCAGUGGGGCCUCUUCAUCAGCAACCCUCCUGGCUGGCUCCCUUGGCUGUGGGCAGGGAACAGGGCUGCUGGCAGAGGUACCUGGUGGCUGCCCUGUUCGCAUCAGUGGUGAUGACUUUAUUUGCAGGGCAUUUCUGCAAGUAUUGCUCGGAUGCAGUGGCACAUUGUGGGCCCUCUGGGCUCCUGCCUCAGAACGUCAGUGGGCACCAUGCCGGGGGUCACCCAGCACCGUGGCAGCGCCCAGUAGGGCAUAGGGCAGCCUGCCACCUCCAAGGGGGCAGGAGUCCUCAUCUGGGGUUGGGUCUGUGCUGAGCUGGAGGGCCUGUAGGCAGAUGUGGGGCAGGGUGGCCAGCUGCUCCGGCUCCCAGAGGGGCAGCCCAGACAUCCUCAAGCGGGAGCCCCAAAUGUCCACGCCCAGAACGACAGUUGACAGGACAGGCAUGACACAGCCAUGUCAGAGGCAAGGGGUGCCGGGAGUCCCCAGCCGCCUCCUUGGGGAGAAGUUGGUGAGGGGUCCGCACAGGGUGGGGCCCCCAGCUCCAGCACGUGACCGAGGCGAGAGUGCAGCAGCUGGCCUGCUUGUCUGGUGGAGAAAGCCAGCUCCCUGCACCCUCGGGCCGAGUCAGAUCUGGGUCUGCCCCGAAGGCCUUGCCUAGGCCAGGUCACACUGAUGCCCUGGUUUCCCCACCUGUAAAAUGGGGCCAAUGACACCUACCUCACUGGGUCACCAUCGAGAUCAAUCCUCCUCCCUGCCCUGACACCUCGGGCACAUCGCGUGCACUCAGAGCACAGAGCCAGGCAGAUGCAGCACCUGGACGGGAGCCCAGCGCCCAGCAUAGCGCAGGGGCUUCCAGGGAGGCCGUGCAGGGCGGUGGGGCUGAGCCGCACUCUCGUUUUGUCAGGCAGCUAUGCAGUUGCUCUUCCUUGUUUUGGUUUUUUUGGUUUUUUAAUAUUUAUUUUUUUAGAGACAGGACUUUGCUCUGUUGCCUGGGCUGGAGAACAGUGGCACUGUCAUAGCUCACUGCAGCCUCAAACUCCUGGGCUCAAGCGAUCCUCCCCCCUCAGCCUCCUGAGUAACUGGGACUUUGACAGGCAUGCACCACCACACCCAGUCAAAACAGCUGUCUUCCCCUUGAGAGUCAUCAGAAAAAUACAUUAGGAAAAUGUGUUUAGAAAUAAAAGCACAAGGCAGGGCGCAGUGCUCACGCCUGUCAUCCCAGCACUUUGGAAGGCCGAGACGGGAGGAUCACUUGAGGCCAGGAAUUUGAGACCAGCCUGGGCAACAUGGGAAAACCUUGUCUCUUUUUUUGGUAUAUAAAAAAAUAAAAAUAAAAGAAAUAAUGCAUUUUAACCUU
Molecule: messenger RNA, 4838 nt
Organism: Piliocolobus tephrosceles (Ugandan red Colobus)
Lineage: Eukaryota; Metazoa; Chordata; Mammalia; Primates; Cercopithecidae
Gene: GPR132
Product: G protein-coupled receptor 132
Exons: 3
Coding region: 2103-3245 (380 amino acids)
Biological process (GO): negative regulation of G2/M transition of mitotic cell cycle; G protein-coupled receptor signaling pathway; G1/S transition of mitotic cell cycle
Cellular component (GO): membrane
Molecular function (GO): G protein-coupled receptor activity
Source: RefSeq, a predicted model, not a curated record